Daucus carota subsp. sativus is the source of this 947-nucleotide messenger RNA. Its product is annotated as putative ubiquitin-like-specific protease 1B. Gene Ontology annotation, biological process: protein desumoylation; proteolysis. The record is from RefSeq and is a predicted model, not a curated record. Lineage: Eukaryota; Viridiplantae; Streptophyta; Magnoliopsida; Apiales; Apiaceae. Gene Ontology annotation, cellular component: nucleus. The transcript has 3 exons. The coding region runs from base 223 to 777 and encodes 184 amino acids. Gene Ontology annotation, molecular function: deSUMOylase activity.
UGGAACGAGGAGUGCAAAUUUAUAUGGAGGGAACAUGGUGUUCCGGUUACAUACAGCCUUAAUUGGAAGCAGAUUCAGACGCUUAAACCCGGGUAUUGGGUUCAAGAUGAUGUAGUGAAUGCUUAUCUUGAGUUGGUGAAGAUAAGGGAUUUUGAAACAUUUGGUAAAUGUCCGGCCGCCAAAAAGUAUUUAUUCGCGCCUAGUUUCUUUUUCUGCCGUGCUAUGUAUCAUUGUCAAUAUUUGAAGGACCAUCCGAAUUCUAAAGCACCCGAAGAGCUUGCUGAGCAGGUUGCAUUCUUUGAGCAGUUUAAGAGGCAGGUUAUCGGGCCAAACCUAGUAGAUUGUGACUAUGCAUUCUUUCCCGCUUGUUGGGAGAAUCAUUGGAUUCUCUUUGUUGUGGACGUACAAAAGAGUAAAGUCAGCAUUAUUGUUUCUUUGUAUAGUGAGAGUGUUGGUCGGUCGUAUAAGGAUAUGUAUCCUUCUCAGUUUUACAUUAUGGAAAAACUUCUCCCGUGCAUGCUUCAUCACCUGGAUUCCAGUCGGUUCCCGCAGCCAAAAUUCAUGAAGGUGAGGUCGGUGACUGAACGCCCAAAGCAAGUUGGUGGAUCCGAUUGUGGUGUAUAUGUGGUCAAGUAUGUGGACGCCAUCUGUGGUGGGAUACAGUUGAAGAAUGCUGUAUGGGAUCCUACACUUGACAUCUUGACAUUUCGAUAUCGCAUGGCUUGGAAGCUUAAUAGAGGGCGGGCACGGCAUAUUUCUGAGUGGGGGAUUAAGUAGAGGUUGCUAGGAUGUUAGAUACAAUUAUUUGAUGGUUGGUUGUAAUUAUUUUUUGUUGGACGUAUUUAUCGUUUAUCGGAUGUAUGCAUAUAGUUUAUUGAUGUAAUUAUCGAUUAAUAUUUUUGUGAUGAAAUUGUCUUUCAUAUUUGCUGGAUUCUUGAUUGAACAGU